This is a messenger RNA of Topomyia yanbarensis, 6299 nucleotides long. It is a transcript of the gene sdt, whose product is annotated as protein PALS1. Gene Ontology annotation, molecular function: protein binding. The coding region runs from base 1598 to 5401 and encodes 1267 amino acids. Lineage: Eukaryota; Metazoa; Arthropoda; Insecta; Diptera; Culicidae. The transcript is spliced from 14 exons. Gene Ontology annotation, biological process: morphogenesis of an epithelial sheet; establishment or maintenance of epithelial cell apical/basal polarity; generation of neurons. Gene Ontology annotation, cellular component: plasma membrane; adherens junction. The record is from RefSeq and is a predicted model, not a curated record.
AGUAUACGGGAUGGACGUGCUGCGAGUACUGCAUGUGGAGCCAUUUUCAGUAAGAUAAGUUUUUCGAGUGAAUUGAGGCCGCGAUCCGGUGGAGACUGUGGAGUAUUUUUCAUGUGAAUCAUGGUGUUCAGUGGAUACGUGUCGAUCCCCUGCUAUCUACAUAAAGCGGAUCACUUCCAUAAAAAAGCGCUUCUCAGGGUUUGCAAAAUUAACUGUUUAUAAGUUGUGACAAAUUUUCAUCUGGCAAAAAAGCUGCAUCAAAUGAAGUUCCGAAGUGAAAAAUUUGAAUCAAAAUCCUACGUGGAACACUAGGUCUAGCCUUCUAUGUAAGUGUAGUGUGUGGUGGGUCGAAAAAGAGCUUAUAAAAGUUCAUGUGGAGAAACAACAGAAAAGGUGCUUGUAUCAACAUCUCCGCAUACGUGUGUGGAAUUUCUCGUGAAUCCCGCGGCUCGCAGAGAUCUCCGUAAGAAUGUAACUAGUUUCAUCUAGUCAAGAAGUUGAACUUCUUCUUCCCGUCGUUCGUGCUUUGCCCUCAUACAUGAGGUGUAGAAGCAGACGCGAAGAUCAAGUUGUGGCUUGUGUGGAAGAGAACUAAACUUAGAAACUGCCCCCAAAUGCAGGAGCAUACCUAAGUAAGUAAAGCUAACACACAUACUGCAAUACCUGGGCCAAGACCUCGCAACAUCAUAGCAGCAUCAGAGCGGUAUGAUCUUCAGUGAGUGAGUGCGCGAGAGAAAACGAGCCAUUUUUCAUAAAAUUGUCGACGUCACUUUAAUCUAGAUAUUACCACUGGAAGAAAAGUGCCACGGUGUGAAAAUUGGUGAAAAACGUGUGCAGCAGAGAACGAAAAAAUGCGAAAUAAUCGCCACUUUAUGUGAGAAUCGAGUUCAUAGCAGUGAAAAAUGUAUAACUGAUCAGCACUCCAAUGACUCACGUCACAUCGAAGUGCGCAUUCAUUCAGUCUCGAUCACCGAAUGGAUGACCAGCGACCAUUGGCGAUUAAUUAACCCCACUGCACAAACAAAUAACAAAUCGAGCUUUUGCUUGAUUGUCAGUAAGGGUAUGAUUUACGCGAGCAAGAAAAAUAUUUUACCGAUGAUUAAUCUUGCAUUUUGUUAAAGUGAGAACGUGUCUGGCGAAGUGAAGCGUCCAUAGGCUAAAACUAAGUUACGUUGCACAAUACUAGCUGAAUUGUGUGGUUUGUGUAUUUUUUGUCGUUCAUUUUGCGUGCAAAGCUGAAAGUCACCGAAAAGGAAACCAAAUGUUAUGAAAUGUAUGUAGGUAAUCAUUUUCUUACCUACUGGAAAUUGUUGAUUACAUCAAGAGUUGUGUUUUGUUUUCGACGGAAUCUUAACAGUGUUAGUGUCUGUUGCGUGUGUACAAAGUCUACGUGCGCUGACUAAAUUCAUGUCAGUAAAUCGAAUCAGGAAUAUAAUCGAUACAAAACUGAGCGGUUAUUGAUGUUUGAACGGAACACUUAUAUAGAGCUGGCGAGCUGGGAAAUGCCGUUCAAGAUGCAUUCGUCAUCGCAGUUGAACAGCAAGCAAGAGAAAGACUGCAACGCCUGUCGGCUCUCAAACGGAUCACUCCGGUGGACAUGUCUCAACUGUCUAUAAAGCUUAACCAGCAAAGUCAAGCCAAAGGUGGAGCAACGCAGGAUCUUAGUUUCCUCAAGGAAGCCUCGCCAAUAUACGUAACAUCACUCUCGAACAACGCUGUCUCCGUGACCAACACCAGCACCACGGUAACGGCAGGAACUAAAACUAACUACUCAGCUGGGUCCAAUUUACAACAAACAGCAACAAAUAACAAUAACACGGCCAAACAGAUAGGUAACGUAACAACUACAGCCACGUUGACUGCAAUUACUGGAACUAAUCUGGUGGUUGGGUCUGCAGCAGCCAAAAGUGCUCAAAAUGUGAUCAACUCCAACAUCGGCUUAAAGCCAGCAACUAAUCAAAUUCAAUCAGCUCCACCUCAGUCCUCCAACACCAGCAUUUACUCGAAUGCCCCACCUUCGACAUCUCGUCAACAAAACGCUCCCACUGUAUCUAACCUGGUGACACCAAACCAAGCAUCGUCGUCCACUUUUCGAGGGAUCUCGUCUGCGGCCACUCCUAUCAAAUCUAACGAACAACAACAAUUCAAUCUGAAUAACAACAAUUACCCCAACAACAGUAACAUUGUAACUGUGAACCAUAGUCUUAUAAACAACAACAUUAAUAGCAAUAUUAGUAAAACUGGUGCUGGUAAUAGUUCUUGUGGUAGUUAUUACAGUAAUCUAACCAAUCCAAUUAUCGCAAACGGUCACGGUCCCAAGCGAGAGCUAGCUACGUUGUCGGAAGGUGAGCUCGAGCCACAGGAAGAAACAUAUGAGACGAACAGCAACAUAUCAAGAGGCGGCACUGAAGUUCUGCUAGGCGACCAGAGUUUGCGACAGGAGAACCGGUCUCGCCGACGGUCCGGCUCCAGCAUCGUUGUGUUGGGUGGUGAUGAUACACUAAAACCUAGCCUGCCUAUUGAUGACUAUCAGGAGGACUUUGAGAUGUACAAUAUGAUUUCAGCUAAUCAAGAUAAUGGACCACAUCGGGAGAUGGCAGUAGAUGUACCUGAAUCAUUUAUAGCUCGCAACAAAACACCCCCACGAUAUCCACCACCACGCAGCACAACACAGGUAAAUCAUGUUUCCAAUGCAAUGCCUCAAGUACCGAAACAUGUAAACGGAGGUGUCUCCUUGGAGCUGGAACCUCUUGAUGGCUAUAGCGACAAAAAUUCAUCCUCGCUGGACGGUAGCAAUGAAUUUUGUAAGAAAAAUUCCAGUAAAGGGCCUUCCUCACUCGGCUCUGCCUGCGAAUCAAUCGGCUUCGAUUCGUUCGAUUAUCUGAAAAAUUCAAGAGGUUCACUCAGUACAAGGAGCUCCUCGUCGGGUGACCUGGGCCCACCCGAGUACGAUAUUGGUCCACAUCGUGAGCUUCCAGUAGACGUUCCAGAUAGUUUUGUUGAAGUAAUUAAAGCACCGCCACGCUAUCCACCACCUAAAGCAUUGAUCAUUAAAGAGGUUGUCAAAAAGAAAGAAUCAUCUUCAUCCGACGAAUCUAUCGAUAAGCCAAAACCGCAACCACAAGCACCAUUGCGAAAUGAGCUCAAUGGUUCAGUGAAACCCAUCCCACCCCCACGCGAUCAUCUGCGAAUAGAGAAAGACGGUCGAUUGACGAACCGGGCUCCGGUGCCAGCACCGCAAGUGCCAGAUCGCAAAGCAGUACCGACUACUCCACAGCAGCAGCACAUCGGCCAAGUGGUGGAACCAACCCCGGAUCAGCUAGAUAGCAUAAAGAAAUUCCAGGAACAGUUACGCAAACGGCGAGAGGAAGAAGAACGGAUAGCAGCUCAGAAUGAUUUUCUGCGGAACAGUAUUCGAGGUUCUCAGCGAUUGCGGGCCUUGCAGGACAACCCCAUCGCCGAGAAGCCUAUUGGGGUUGAUAACGAAGCUUACGCAGAUGAUGAAGAAGCGGACAAGAUUAUUGGGUAUGGAGAACUGGUUGCGGCACUACACCGAUUACAGGGUCACCUCAAUAAGCACGGUUUGGCCGCGCUCGCUGGCAGAGUUACAGCGGCACAGACUUUGCUGCUUGGCCCUGGCAUCGCACGUGCUCUUGCAGCUCGAACUGCCGUUCUCGAACGGCGGCGGCCCAAAAUACAGAAUCCCAUUUGCUCAAAUGCUCAGGCACUCGCCAAGGACUGUGUCGAAUCGUUGGCCCAGUCCAGUUCGCCAGUUGCAAUAGAACUAUGCGAUCUACUUUCGACCUACGAAAUGGAAGGAUUGCUACUGGCCCACGAUCGCGUCGCAUCGACAACCGAUCGUACUCCGGCCUACGGCGUCAGUGCCGUAAGCUCGAAUCCCGUGGUGCCAUUGCCAAUGAACAAUAACAACCUUAUGACCAGCGCUACAACGGUCAAACCAACGUCAGUUUUGCCAUCAAUUCCAAAUAACACUAGCUUAAUUAAUAACAAUAACAACAACAUAGCCAAGCGCGAACCAAUCAGCGUACCACUCGGUGUGCUGAGAGAUGGCAGCCAGGAUCACAUUAGGAUAAUCCAGAUCGAAAAAUCGUCAGAACCUCUUGGAGCGACUAUUCGCAACGAGGGUGAGGCGGUUGUAAUUGGUCGUGUGGUACGAGGGGGAGCAGCCGAAAAAUCUGGACUACUGCAUCAGAAUGACGAAAUUCUCGAGGUGAACGGAAUCGAAAUGCGUGGAAAGUCUGUGAAUGACGUAUGUGCACUACUAGGAUCAAUGACUGGAACUUUGACAUUUCUGGUAGUGCCUGCUGGGGCAUCUCCAAUGGUGCCAGGAAUGCGCGACCCUCCGGUUCUACAUGUACGAGCACAUUUCGACUAUGAUCCAGAAGAUGAUCUUUACAUUCCAUGUCGUGAGCUUGGCAUCAGUUUCCAGAAAGGCGAUGUAUUGCACGUGAUAUCCCGUGAUGAUUCUAACUGGUGGCAGGCUUAUCGGGAAGGCGAGGAGGAUCAAACUCUUGCUGGACUGAUACCAAGCCAACCAUUCCAACAUCAACGCGAAUCGAUGAAGCUGGCAAUAGCCGGUGAAGUUGGUUUAAGAACACGAAAGGAUGCUAAUGGUAAAGCUGGAGGUUCCACCCUACUCUGCGCUCGGAAGGGAAGAAAGAAGAAGAAAAAAGCGAGCAGCGAACACGGGUACCCUUUAUACGCAACGGCCACAGCGGAAGAUCCCGAUCCGGAAGAGAUUCUCACGUACGAAGAAGUGGCUUUAUACUAUCCGCGUGCAUCCCACAAGCGACCAAUUGUGCUAAUCGGGCCUCCCAAUAUAGGACGACAUGAGCUCCGGCAACGACUGAUGGCCGAUUCGGAAAGGUUCGCUGCAGCCAUACCUCAUACAUCCCGACCCCAGAGAGAAGGAGAAAUUCCAGGUCAAGACUACCACUUCAUUUCAAGGCAGCAGUUCGAAUCGGAUAUACUGGCGAGGAAAUUUGUGGAGCAUGGUGAAUACGAAAAGGCCUAUUACGGAACGUCGCUGGAAGCUAUUCGAGCGGUGGUAGCUAGUGGCAAGAUAUGCGUACUUAAUCUCCACCCUCAGAGUUUGAAGCUGCUUCGAUCAUCGGAUCUGAAACCGUAUACAGUGCUUGUAGCCCCGCCCAGUUUAGAAAAGCUUCGUCAGAAGCGGAUACGUACUGGUGAACCGUACAAGGAGGAAGAGCUAAAGGAAAUCAUUGCUACGGCUCGGGACAUGGAAGCACGGUGGGGCCAUCUGUUCGACAUGAUCAUCAUCAACAAUGAUACAGAACGAGCCUAUCAUCAACUACUCGCCGAAAUCAACUCACUCGAGCGAGAACCACAAUGGGUGCCAAGUAGCUGGCUGCAUAACUAAUUUAAGUCAGUGAUGCGUUUUCUACUUAUACAUUUAUAUUUUUGUUGUUUUGUAUAGAAAAAAUACUAUCGGUUAAGUCUGAUACUGAUUAGUGAGCAUGGAGGUAAAUUAUCGUAAUUUAUGUAAGUAGAACUCUAACACAUUCCAUGGAAGGAGAGCAUUCCUUAGCAUUAUUACAUAGUGGGAAUGACGAAACAUGAUUACUGAAAAUCAAAAUACUUCUAGGAGCAUGCAAAUAAAUUCCAAUUGAUAAAUACGAUAAGCAACGUUGUUAUUUUCGUUUUUGAAACAGAGUAUGAAAAGUUUAUUUUAUAUUUAGAUUAUUUCCUGUAAAAAAGUACAUAGAAAGAUUGUUUUAUAUGUAAAAAUUUUAUUUAUCUGUCCAAUAUUUUCACGAUUAUCGAAAAAAAACUGAACACAAUAAAAGCAAUUUCUAAAUGUUAAAGAAAACUUAUCGAAAAAUAGUCAAACUCAGAAACCCCUUACAAGAUUCAAUAAACGUAACACACAUUAUUAAAUCUCAAAAAAGACAAAAUCGAAAAACUUAUAGGUCCGGUUCGCAAAAUAUAUGAGGACAACAGAAACAACAAAAAAAAGUAUUCGUGUUCAUCAUUUACUCUAGAAGAACGAAAGGUAACAAAUUGAACUAGAAAAAGUGAAAAACAUAGAAAGCCAGCUUAAAUUCACCCAAUAAACGUUACAUCCGAUAUUUUUGAUACGUAUUCAAGUCACGUCGAAGAUCGUUUGCAGUUAGCUGCCGAUUAGUUUGCGACAUUAAAACAUUCUCUCCGGUCCGAAAAAGCCGCCUUCGAAAAAAGAACAAAAGAAUAUUACGCUCAAUAUUAUGCAUGUAUAGUCGUAAUAACGAAUAAUAAACCACCAGAGAACGAAACCUUAA